AUGGCCUCUGGUGUGGCUGUCUCUGACUGUGUCAUCAAGGUGUUCAAGGACAUGAAAGUGCGCAAGUCUUCAACGCCAGAAGAAGUGAAGAAACGCAAGAAGGCGGUGCUCUUCUGCCUGAGUGAGGACAAGAAAAACAUCAUCCUGGAGGAGAGCAAGGAGAUCCUGGUAGGAGAUGUGGGGCAGACUGUGGACGAUCCCUACACCACCUUUGUCAAGAUGCUGCCAGACAAGGACUGCCGCUACGCUCUCUACGGUGCCACCUACGAGACCAAGGAGAAAGAGAAGGAGGACCUGGUGUUCAUCUUCUGGGCCGCUGAGAGUGCACCCCUUAAGAGCAAAAUGAUCUACGCCAGCUCCAAGGAUGCCAUCAAGAAGAAGCUGACAGGAAUCAUGCAUGAGUUACAAGCAAACUGCUACGAGGAGGUCAAGGACCGCUGCACCCUGGCAGAGAAACUAGGUGGCAGUGCCAUCAUCUCCCUGGAGGGCAAGCCUUUGUGAGCCGCCUCCAGCCCCCUGCCUGGAGCACCUAGCAGCCUCAGACCUGCUCAUGGGUGUUGCAGGCUGCCCCUUUCCUGCCAGAUCUGAGGGGC
Molecule: messenger RNA, 593 nt
Organism: Alexandromys fortis (reed vole)
Lineage: Eukaryota; Metazoa; Chordata; Mammalia; Rodentia; Cricetidae
Product: cofilin-1-like
Exons: 1
Coding region: 1-501 (166 amino acids)
Biological process (GO): actin filament fragmentation; mitotic cytokinesis; actin filament severing
Cellular component (GO): actin cortical patch; cytoplasm; actin cytoskeleton
Molecular function (GO): actin filament binding
Source: RefSeq, a predicted model, not a curated record